Messenger RNA from Marchantia polymorpha subsp. ruderalis, 4049 nucleotides. NCBI's taxonomy places the organism in Eukaryota, Viridiplantae, Streptophyta, Marchantiopsida, Marchantiales, Marchantiaceae. The record is from the annotation of a GenBank genome assembly.
GCGAGAUUUGUGACCGGGGCGGCGGAGGAGCUCGGCUUUCUUUCUUCCUCUCACGUAUCCUGUCCUCGCUCGCAGAGGAGAGGAGAGUGAAAGAGAGGAGAGGAGGAAGCGAAGAGAGCGUGGCGGUCUUUCCCACUGGCUCUCCUGCUCUCUCCUCUGCUGCUCUCUGCUCAGUAGUGAGUGUCUGGCGUUUGUUGGGUUGUUUCGUUGGGUUGUUGUUAAGUUACAUUUAUCUCGUCCUCUUUUUCUCGCCCUUCUACCCUACGCUUGUCACGGAGGGAGAGCAGGGCAGUGGUCUCGGAAUUUGUGUAUAAAAAUAUAAUAUGAGUCCAGUAUCUCGCUUUGCCGACAGGACCUGGGAACAAGCGGAGAGCUGAGGAGAGGAGAGGAGACGAGAGGUGAAGAGAGAAGAGAGAAGAGUGGCGAAGAGAGAGAAAGCCCGGCGAGGCAGGGCGAGGUGUGAAGUGAAGUGAAGUGAAGUGAAGAAUUGUUGAUCGCAUUGCAUUGUGUAAGACCGGAAGUUUAGAGUAGAGAAGGGCAGCAGCCGCGCGGUGAUUCGUCAUGCGGUUUGUUGUUGGAGUCCUGCGCCUCCUCGCCCGCAUGCAAUUAGCCAGUAGCGAGCUGAUGGGAGAUACGUUCGGCUCCAACAAGACUGUAUCAUAGCUCGAGGGGUGUGUGUAGGAGAUUUGUGUACGAUGUGUGUUGGGUAGAAGGUUUUUUCGAAAAUUUAUUCUCCGUGACACCUGUUUCGGAAUCCCUGCCUUCGUACUUUCCGAGAAAAGGGAGCUAAUGGCAAUUGAGCACUCUAGUUCUUUCUGAUUAAUGCUUCUGCCUCUCAGUACCUUUACUUCUACUCGUCGCACUUCUCGAUUCUCACGUCUCUCUGCGCCCUCCGUUAUCUGAUUUGUACUCGCGCGCUGCUCUCUCCAUCUCUCUCACUCUCUCCCUCUCCCUCUCUCACUCUCUCUGUUGGAAAGAACGAACGGCGGUGCUAUAGAGGAAAUAUAGAGGGCUGCUCGUGGCAGCUUGAACAGCUAGCAACAGAGCCUGUCUCCGAACAAUCGAGGGACUGCUACGAUGAGUAUGCGUUGUCGAUGCAAAUUGAGUGUGCAAGCUACCCAAUCUCUGGCAAAGAGAAGAGAAAUUGCCGUGCUCGCGACCGUGUACUCUGAGGGAGAAGUAUGAUCAGCCGCCUGUAACUGAGGAAUACUGGCGGCUGCCGCAAGAGUUUUCGAGUUUAUGAAAUGGCAUCCAUGGGCCAAGCAGAUCACCUUCCCACACCUUGUCAUCUCAAUGGCAUUUCCCGGCUGAACUGCUCUCCACCAACUGGUGCACUCAACUCAACUCCAAUCUCCUCAUUCUCGAACGCUCUGGCCGCCAACGAUUACCGCGAGAAGUACACGAUGGAGAUGCACUCGGGAUAUGGCAGAUUUUUCCGAAACGGCUCAUCCGGCUACGGGAACCAGCCGUCGGAGAUGGCCCAAGUGUGGCAGCUCGCAGGUCCAGCGGCAGAGAUGCACGCUCUGGCGCAGCAGGAGAACAGCAUGCGAGCAGCAGCAGCUGCGAACGGGAUGGUGGCCAACGAAUGCGGCUCGGACGCAGCCAGUCGAGGAUCGCCGGGGCUACUGCCCACGUCGUCGUCCGAGCUGUAUGGCAGCACGGUGGUGAGCGGCGACUGGGACCAGUUCGUGGAUUCCAGCGUGCGCUACCAAUCCGUGCUCUCGUCCUCGUCCAGUCCGCUCUCGCACAACAGCCCGCACGCCGGCGGCAGCCGCGCGGCGAAUGAGGGCGCCAUGAUUCGCGAGCUCAUCGGGCGCCUCGGAGGAAAUGGCAACGGGGUCGCGUCGCUCGGAGGCUCGCCUCUCGUGGCGAGUCCACAGCGCUCAGGAACAGGGAUGGACAAGGCGCUCAAGCUCGCGACCGGCUGGGGCUCGGGGGAUGCGGCCAACUCCAUGGGCCUUACCGUCGAUCCCUCCAAGGGCGCGCUGGCUCUGCCCGGCGUGGGCCUGGCCGCCUCGCACUGCCUGGCGCAUUUCGCCUCUGAUCCAGGAUUCGCCGAGCGCGCGGCCCGCUUCUCGUCCUUCAGCAACGGCAAUUACUCGCAGCCGUUCCCAACGUCCGACGGCGGCAAGGCCCGGUCCAGGCAGGGCAGCGCCCAAUCGUCCGACGCAACCAAUAACAGGCAGCUGCCGAAGACUUCCAGUUGCCCGUCCAUGAGCGACACCGCUGCCGGAGCCAAAAGUCCCAAGGACGAUCCGGCCUCGUCCGACAUCGACGACCCCGCUCCGGAGCCCGGCGCCGGGGCGGCGGGCGCUGGAGCCGAUAUGGAGCAGUACGCGCGCGAUGGAGACGUUGGGGUCAAGGCAGGGGACAAAAAUCUGUGUAGGACUGCGAGCAGUGUCGCCGCGGGCGACGACGACGAGAGAAUGCAAGCUGCGUCGCCCGUCGACGAGGCGAACGACGCCGAUGAGGCCACCACCGUCGCGCAAGACAUGUCCAGCGUUGGGGACGCCCCCGGCGAGACUUGCCCGUCGGGCGUCACCCAUGUGACCACCGCCACCGAGAAUCUUGUCAAGAAACGGAAGAGCACCCCCGACGAGAAGUCCAAGGAUGCCACAUCCGUCACUGUGUCGUCUCCAGGAGUGCGCGAGACCAAAACAUCGGACAGUGAUGAUGUGAAAGCCAAACGGUUCAAGCGUGGGGAUGCUUCGAAAGACAAGGAUGAUGUGAAGCCCAAGGUAGAGAGGAGCAGUAGUGAGACUUCGGGGGAAACCAGUCCUCGAUCGACGAAAGACCACUCCAAGCCUCAGGAACCGCCCAAGCCGGACUAUAUUCACGUGAGAGCGAGACGAGGCCAAGCCACCGACAGCCACAGUCUUGCCGAGAGGGUGCGUCGAGAGAAAAUCAGUGAGCGCAUGAAGUUCCUGCAAGAUCUUGUGCCAGGCUGCAGCAAGGUCACGGGGAAAGCUGUGAUGCUUGAUGAAAUAAUCAAUUAUGUGCAAUCCUUGCAGCAUCAAGUUCAGUUUCUCUCGAUGAAAUUGGCCGCGGUUAAUCCACGUCUAGACUUCAACAUAGAGAACCUGCUUGCCAAAGAGGUUUCGCGAUCUCAGGGAAUGAUAAUGGGACCCGAGACGUCCUAUCCUCAACUUCAUCCACCGCAUCAGCCCCAAUUACAGCAUGGAGUACCAUGUGGACUGGAAUACCCAGUUCAGUCAUUGGGGAAUCCCUCACAGGUGGCUCUCAGAAGAUCCAUAAGCGCUCCCAUUCCCGCCGUAAUCCCUCGUGAAGAUGGGUUCGCGGAUGGCGUGCCCACGGGUGUAUGGGAUGACGGUGAGCUACAAAGCAUUGUCAUGGGUUUCGGACAACUCCGUUCAUUGUCAUCUCAGGCACUACUACAUGGACAUCUUCCACCUGGACAUAUGAAGGUUGAGCUAUGAUAGUGUACCUGAUCUUCUUUUUUGUGAUUAAUGUGCAUCAGCUGGAAAUACGAGAAAAUUUUUACGAUACUAUAGAACUUGAGAAGUACCGGGCACGGAGUUCUGGCAUGGCAUAAAUGCCAGAGGCGUGUACAACUAGUUCGUCUUCUCAGUCUUCACAGUUCCCGACUUAUUGAGUGAAGCCACCACUUUGCUGAACCAGAAACUUGUGAUCUCCGUCAGUGUAAAAUAGAACGGGAGUAAGUCACGGAGUGAUGUUUUUGGGAAAUGUGGAGAGGGAUUGUGACACCUGAGAGGUUUGUACGAGUCACAUAUCUCCAUCUCUAUCAUAGACCUUGGAGAGAGUGCUUUAGAAAGAAAGGGUGCUCCUUGGGUCCUAAAGCAAUGGAAAUCAAACCAUUUAUCAGGGGCCGUUAUGCUAAGCUGUACUGGUGUGUGGGAAUGAUCCAAGAGUUUCUAGGUGAAGUUGCAUACUGUAAUACUAAGUACCUUACAUUUAAAAUUUUACAUCUUUGAUGUAGCAACCUAUCCGUAGUCCACUCCUCAAACUGUAUAUCAACCGAACUGUCACCCUUUUGUUCAUAAAUUUUUUUUCUAUGUAUCUAUCUGGGU